CCAACUGAACAAUAGGCACAGCUUCCCACUACUUCCGCGCAUCCCGCAUUACUCAUUCUCGAUUACCAAGAACUUAACGCUUUACCUCCCAUUCCCACAGCACCAAGUCAAAUUUCGCCAAACUGGGGAAGCGCAAGGUGUCCGAAGGGGAUUUGCCUAUUUCCCUCAAACGAACCAUGACGGACAAGAAGCAGCCCGGCGACGUCGACCUCGUCACCCGUAUGCAGGUGGACGAGUCGGUCGUGGGCUCCAACGAGAUCGAUGAGUCCCUCUACAGCCGUCAGCUUUAUGUGCUCGGCCACGAGGCCAUGAAGCGCAUGAGCGCUUCGAAUGUGCUCAUCGUCGGCCUCAAGGGUCUCGGUGUCGAGAUAGCAAAGAACGUCGCCCUUGCUGGUGUCAAGAGCCUCACCCUCCACGAUCCGGCGCCGGUCGCCAUCGCGGACCUUUCAUCCCAGUUCUUCCUCCGCGCCGAGGACGUCGGCAAGCCUCGUGAUCAAGUCACUGCUCCCCGGGUUGCCGAGCUGAAUGCGUACACGCCUGUGCGCAUCCACGAGUCUGAGAGCCUUAGCGAGAACCUUUCACAAUUCGACAAGUAUCAAGUCGUCGUCCUCACCAAUACCCCCCUUCCCGUGCAGAUAACCGUCGGCGAUUACUGCCACCAGAAGGGCAUCUACUUCAUCGUCGCCGACACAUUCGGUCUCUUCGGGUCGGUCUUUUGCGACUUCGGCAAAAACUUCACCAUCCUUGAUACGACUGGCGAGAACCCUGUGAACGGCAUAGUUGCGGGCAUUGAUGAGGAAGGGGUGGUUUCCGCGCUCGACGAGACUCGACACGGGCUCGAGGACGGCGACUACGUCACAUUCUCAGAAGUUGAGGGCAUGGAAGCCCUCAAUGGAUGCGAGCCCCGGAAGGUCACAGUGAAGGGUCCCUACACCUUCUCGAUCGGCGAUGUAUCGGGCUUGGGCCAGUACAAGCGGGGAGGGUUGUACCAGCAGGUCAAGAUGCCCAAGUUCAUCGACUUCAAGAACAUCUCCGCCGCUAUGAAGGACCCCGAAUUUGUCAUCUCCGACUUUGCCAAGUUCGACCGGCCUCAACAGCUGCACAUCGGCUUCCAGGCCCUGCACGCAUUUGCUCAGACACACGGCCGCCUUCCACGACCGAUGAAUGACUCGGACGCGGUGAUCGUCGUCAAGUCAGCCAAGCAAUUUGCGCAAACAGAAGGCAUCGAAGUGGAGUUUGACGAGAAGUUGCUCAAGGAGCUCAGCUACCAAGCAACGGGUGAUCUCAAUCCCAUGGCUGCCUUCUUCGGCGGGCUCACUGCCCAGGAGGUGCUCAAAGCCGUGUCGGGAAAAUUCCAUCCAGUGAAGCAGUUCAUGUACUUUGACGCACUCGAGUCGCUCCCUACAGCAUCCGCCCGGUCGGAGGAGUUGUGCAAGCCCACCGGUUCGCGUCACGACGGCCAGAUUGCGGUCUUUGGUCGUGAGUUCCAGGAGAAGAUUGCAAACAUGAGGCAGUUCUUGGUCGGCGCCGGCGCCAUCGGCUGCGAGAUGCUUAAGAACUGGGCCAUGAUCGGUCUCGGAACCGGGCCCAAGGGCAGGAUUACCGUGACCGAUAUGGACCAGAUCGAGAAGAGCAACCUGAACAGGCAGUUCCUGUUCCGGCCCAAGGACGUCGGCCAGAUGAAGAGCGAGUGCGCAGCGAAGGCCGUGCAGGCCAUGAAUCCGGACCUCGAGGGCCACAUUGUCUCGCUCAAGGACCGUGUCAGCCAGGAUACGGAGCACAUCUUCAACGAAGACUUCUGGAACAGCCUCGACGGCGUGACGAACGCUCUUGACAAUGUCGAAGCGAGGACGUAUGUGGAUCGGAGAUGCGUUUUCUUCCACAAGCCGCUCCUGGAGAGCGGCACGCUCGGUACCAAGGGCAACACACAGGUGGUACUUCCUAUGCUUACCGAGUCGUACUCGUCGUCUCAGGAUCCACCGGAGCAAUCGUUCCCCAUGUGCACCCUCCGCAGUUUUCCCAACAAGAUUGAGCACACAAUCGCGUGGGCACGUGAGUUGUUUGAGAGCUCGUUCGUGAAGCCGGCCGAGACGGCAAACCUGUACCUCACUCAACCCAACUACCUGGAGACGACGCUGAAGCAGGGGGGCAAUGAGAAGGCGACUUUGGAGAUGCUGGUGGAGUUCCUCAAGAAUGAGCGCGCGCUCACGUUUGAGGACUGCGUGCAGUGGGCUCGCAUGCUGUUCGAGAAGCAGUACAACAACGCCAUCCAGCAGCUUCUCUACAACUUCCCCAAGGACGCUGUCUCGUCGACCGGUACACCCUUCUGGUCGGGUCCCAAGCGCGCGCCGGACCCGCUCAAGUUCGAUCCCAAUAACCCCACACACUUUUCGUUCCUUGAAGCGGCGACUAACCUGCACGCCUUCAAUUACAACAUCAAUGUCAAGGGGAAGACCAGGCAGGACUACAUGCAGGCGCUGGAUUCAAUGAUCAUUCCGGAUUUCUCGCCAGACGCAAACGUCAAGAUCCAGGCCGAUGACAAAGACCCUGACCCCAAUGCCGGGGGCAGCAGUUUCGAUGACGAGAAUGAGCUGCAGAAACUUGUCAACGAUCUGCCGGAUCCCAAGACGCUGGCCGGGUUCAAGCUCACGCCGGUGGAGUUUGAGAAGGACGAUGACACCAACUACCACAUCGACUUCAUCACGGCUGCCAGCAACCUGCGUGCCGAGAACUACAAGAUUGAGCCGGCAGAUCGGCACAAGACCAAGUUCAUUGCCGGCAAGAUCAUCCCGGCCAUCGCCACGACGACGGCGCUCGUCACAGGCCUGGUGAUACUGGAGCUGUACAAGAUCGUUGACGGCAAGAAGGACCUUGAGCAGUACAAGAACGGCUUCGUCAACCUCGCGCUGCCCUUCUUCGGCUUCAGCGAGCCGAUCGCCAGCCCCAAGGUGGAGUACCAGGGUCCCAACGGCAAGGUGACGCUCGACAAGAUCUGGGACCGGUUCGAGGUCGGCAAUGUCACGCUCCGGGAGCUGAUUGACGACUUUGAGAAGCGCGGGCUGACGAUCGCCAUGCUGAGCUCCGGGGUUAGCCUCCUGUUUGCCGCCUUCUUCCCGCCGGCCAAGCAGAAAGACAAGUUUGGCAUGAGGCUGAGUGAGCUCGUCGAGUCAGUCACUAAGAAGCCGAUCCCGGCGCACCAGACGGAGCUCAUCUUUGAGGUGGUGACGGAGGACGCUAAUGGCGAGGACGUCGAGGUGCCGUACAUCAAGGCCAAGAUCCGGUGAAAUGCGAGCUAGUUAGCAGAUGGUUGGGGCUGUAAGCUUGCGGAUUGGUGUGGAAUAUGAGCAUAUGCACACAUUUAGGCGCCGGUAGGAGGAAUAGACGUUGUCUUUUAGCAGCUCUUUCUCUCUUGGUCUUUUUCCCGUGGGGGUGUCGGGGUGGUGUCCAAUCUCACUGCUUGCCCAAGUCAAGAGCGAGGCAAACACCAGCACUACCUGUCCUCCUUUACCCAAAGACGUACACGGCCGGAUCUAUAUUCCGUUAAACAAGUCCGUAAAAGGCGUACAGCAUUUGUCUCAUUCCAAUCCUAUACCACAGUAGUGGCUUUCGUUUCAGCAGGUGCCUUACUCAUCAUCAUGCGCCAAGGUGGGGAGCUCCUCAUUACGUCAGUAAUAAGGUAUUUGUCAGUUCAUUC
This is a messenger RNA of Parathielavia appendiculata, 3694 nucleotides long. Its product is annotated as ubiquitin-activating enzyme E1. Gene Ontology annotation, cellular component: nucleus; cytoplasm. The record is from RefSeq and is a predicted model, not a curated record. Gene Ontology annotation, molecular function: ubiquitin activating enzyme activity. Lineage: Eukaryota; Fungi; Ascomycota; Sordariomycetes; Sordariales; Chaetomiaceae. Gene Ontology annotation, biological process: ubiquitin-dependent protein catabolic process; DNA damage response; protein ubiquitination. The coding region runs from base 177 to 3284 and encodes 1035 amino acids. The transcript has 4 exons.